AAUUGAUGCCCUUACUUCUCAAAUGAAUAUGCUUGCUAACCAAUUAAGUGCAGCCAAUGCUCAAGCCUCUACAUUACCAUCCAACACCGUUGCUAAUCCUAAAGCUAAUCUUAAUGCUAUCACAUUGAGGAGUGGCAAGGAGUUGGGAGAAAGAGUGCAAGAAGACAAAAGACAAGGGAAGGCCGAGAAGCCCUCUUUAAAUUCUUCAAUUGAUGUUAAUGUUUCUAGUUCUUCUUUUGCUCCUAAUGAUGCAUCUUUUUGUAGAGAUGAUGAGGAUGAAAACAUUGAGGAGAUCAUAUGUGAGCAACCACCAUCUAAGGUGAAAAAGGGGACUAUGGCCGAGUUGUUUAGUAAGGAAAAAGAGGGAGAGGCCGAGCAAAGUGAAACAAGAAAGGAGAGUUCAAGGAAGGAAGAAGGAAAGCAAAGUCAAGAGAUUAUGAAGAAGCUUCCUUUUCCACAAGCACAAGUGGUCCCUAAGCAAGUAAAGGGACAAUUUGAUCAAGAGGUGGCAUGUGACUUGUGCAUCAAUUGGGCAAUUGAGGUCAACACUCCUUGAGGUCAAUGGCUGAUGGUUUGCACGUGAAUUAUGAUUAUUUUGAGGGAUUAAAUCAGCUAAAAUGAUGUGGAUGACACAUGGAAAAUUAGGCACACAUUGGAAUCAUCUACAAACCAAUAGGAAGUUGCCACCU
Prosopis cineraria is the source of this 689-nucleotide messenger RNA. RefSeq lists its product as uncharacterized. The transcript has 2 exons. NCBI's taxonomy places the organism in Eukaryota, Viridiplantae, Streptophyta, Magnoliopsida, Fabales, Fabaceae. Bases 23 to 556 code for a protein of 177 amino acids. The record is from RefSeq and is a predicted model, not a curated record.